Messenger RNA from Columba livia (rock pigeon), 1613 nucleotides. RefSeq names its product coiled-coil domain-containing protein 42-like. The record is from RefSeq and is a predicted model, not a curated record. Gene Ontology annotation, biological process: spermatid development. The transcript has 6 exons. The coding region runs from base 529 to 1341 and encodes 270 amino acids. Lineage: Eukaryota; Metazoa; Chordata; Aves; Columbiformes; Columbidae.
GGGAGCCUCAGCAUCUCCCAUCCCGUGGGUGACUUCAUCACAAAGGACCAGGGCGGCGCCCGCUGGCUCCUGGGGCGGCUGUUGCCGGGCAACAGAGACACUAUAUUGUCCCCUGUCACCUGUGCCCCUCGCCCAUUUGGUCACUGGCCGUGGUGGGAUCACUUGCCGUGGUGGGAUCACUGUGGUGGUGGACUCAUUUUGGCAGUUGGAUCGCUUUUGGUGUUGGGAUCGCUCUUGGUGGUUGCAUCACUUUUGGUGGUGGGAUCGCUAUUGGUGGUUGAAACACUUGUGGUGGUUGAACCGCUUUUGGUGGUUGAACCACUUCUGGUGGUGGGAUCGCUCUUGGUGGUUGAACCACUUCUAGUGGUUGAACCCCUUUUGGUGGUUGAACCAGUUCUGGUGGUUGAACCGCUUUUGGUGGUUCGAUCACUUUCGGCACUUGGAUCUGUUUGGUGACUGGAUCACUUUCAUCACUCGGAUUGCUUUUGGAGGACCUGGGCUUUCUGGGCCCUGCUGGUGGCUGAAGCGAUGGCUGCCAAAGAUGAAGAGGACCUGCCGGCCUAUUUCCUCAAGCAGUACAGGCAGAACCUCCUGCCUUUGCUCAGGAAACACAGGCUGACAGAGGAGGGCUCCCUGUCUCCAUUUGUUCGCCUCCAGGAGAAGAGGAAAGAAGCCAAGCAGGUGCAAAAGGCUCUGGAGGAGAAGCGAGAGGAAGAUGAUAAGCUGCGAGUCCAAGCUCUGAAGAAAGCCAUGAGAGAAAGAGAGCAGAAAACACAAAAGGAGAUGGAGCUUGUGAGGGCUAAGAAGAAGCUCGAAGCCCUGAAAAAGGAACACCAGAAGCUGAGCAAGGAAGUGCAGAAGUACUCCAUCUUCAAAGAAUACCUGGAGGACGUGGUGAAGAUCUCACCACAGUUUGAGGACAUCCAGGACGUCAUUUCCCGCUACAAGCUGCUGGUGAGGACGCGCAAGGACCUGCAGCAGUCACAAGAGAAGGACAAGGAAAUGAUUAAGCAAACCAAGGUGCUCCUGGACCGGUACGAGGCAGAGAAAGAAGCUGAGACCCUGCAGUACCAAAAUGAGCUGGAGCAGCUCCAACAACGUUUUGCGCAGGCUCAAAGUGAUGUCCGCUCCUGGACUGCUCGCUGGGCCGACAUCCAGAACAGGAAUGUCAAGAAUAGCCUCAUGCUGACGACUAUGAAGAUGGCCAUCCACAACCUCUUCCAGUGCGUGAACACGCAGCUGAAAGCAAAAGUGCAUGUGCCGAAGGAUGACAGCCUCAGACAGCUGGACAUGGUAGAGCCAAGCCAGACCCCCCUCCCUGCCCAGAAAGAGGAGCAGUAAUGACCCUCAGCUGCCCAAAGGGAGGGGAAAGCCCAGAGAAAUCAAGAUUCAGCAGUCUAUCCUAGACCUCAAUGACAUCGUUACGGAGGUGAAACGAAGGACAUGGAGAGCCACCGGCGAGCAGCUAAGCACGAGCAUUAAGGGCAAGAGGAGGACAGAGAGCCCUAGGGAUGUUGUGUUACGUCCGUGAAGGUUCCAAACCUUCCUAGCUCUUUUGUCCUGCCCAGUUGCUGAGUCCCUUUCAUACGAUUAAAAUAACCAAAGAUUUUGAA